CUAGCUCCAUGUCAUCUUCAUUAACUUCAAAAAACUGUCGUGCUACCACUAUGUACGGCAGGAGAGCGUCGCCUAGACCCGCGGUCGCGCAUACAAAUCCGGCUGUUACUGAUGUUUCAGCCAGGAAUGCAACGACCGCGAGCGACGCUCAUGAGAAACAACACAAGUUAACGAAGCUGUUGGUGAAUGUAAAUAUUCAGAAUAGUUUGGGGCCAGUGCAAUUGGUGAUGUCGCCGGAGAACACCGUCGGAGAAUUGAUAAGGACGGCGAUUGAGAUUUACGUGAAGGAGAAGAGGCGGCCGUUGUUGAAUAGUAGUGAUCCACUCUGUUAUGAACUUCAUUAUUCUCAAUUCAGUAUGGAGAGUUUGAGGAGAGAGGAGAAAUUGGUGAAUUUGGGAUGUCGAAGUUUCUUUGUUUGUCCAAAAUCAAGCACUUAACACCAAGGAUCUUCACUUCUAUUAACAAAGCUUAUGGAUUUCGUUCUAUAGCUUCGUUUUUUUCAUAUUCUAAACUAGUUAUAUUUUUUGUUUUGUUUUUUUAUCUUCUUUUUUUUUUUCAUUUGAAUGUACGUGUCACCUUUCGGAUUAUUGAUGAAAUUAAUGCGUGUGCCCGAAUAAUGAAUA
Molecule: messenger RNA, 623 nt
Organism: Solanum dulcamara
Lineage: Eukaryota; Viridiplantae; Streptophyta; Magnoliopsida; Solanales; Solanaceae
Exons: 2
Coding region: 9-437 (142 amino acids)
Source: RefSeq, a predicted model, not a curated record